AUGAUGUGUAUUGGAGAUGCAUUUCUGCGUAAUUGCAGUCUGCACCGCUUUAUCGCUGAGUAUUCCCUGAAGUGCUUAGAGCCACAGCCGAGCCAGAUCCGGCAUUCCGCCUUCGGCUCCAGGGGAUGGCAUGGCCAUGGUCCCACUGGGACUGCCAACUUCGAUCUGACGAAGGAUCCUGGCGCGGAAAAGCGGACCGUCGUCUGCUUCAUGGAGCUCCUGAAGCACGCAAUGCCGGGCGAACACCUGGGCAUAGCAUACAACACAGUGCAGAUCCAGGAGGGCCGCGAGUGCUUCCACCAGUCAACAUUGACCGUCACCGCUGAAGACGAGGAUGGAGGGGUCCGUAUGCAUGGAGUGGACGCGAGUUCAGGGGCCCUGUGGAAAGGAAGAAGAUGUCCGCAGAUCAUGCCGCGGCCAGUUUAUUUCUUGCAGACGCUGACGUCCAACAAACUGCUGCAAACCUGGGCCCCAGCCGACACAAAGAAAGGGGCCACAAGUCCGGACGGGGAGUGGUUUGUUAGUUACAACGGCGAAGACUGGUCUACCUUCUUCGGCAACGUGUCCGACUUAUUCACUGCAGCGCUGCAUGCCACGGAUGGCAGGAUGCAGAUCUCAUGGACCAGUCGCAAGCUCAACUUUGCCGAUGAGCUGGGCAGCAUGCAGUCCCUGACGGAGGCGUUUCCUGCGAGGUUGUGUUGGAAGACUUCACAGGCAAAAUCAAUGCUCUUGCUGAUGCACACCGUCGCAUCAGAGUUCGGGCCGUGUCUUCCUACCGCUACCGCCACGGCUGCUGCCGCUGAGGAGAAAGCUUUGGCAGCUGCCAUGCAGGACCAGGCAGCCAUGGUGCUCGACGGCUUGCCGCACUCCUUGCUGCUCUGCGCAGAGGAGGAAGCGAAGAAGAAGGAGGAAGCCGAGAAGGCUCGCGCAAAGGCGACGCAGGCUUUUGCGCUUGCCGCGCAAUCACUGGGGUCUCAGGCGGGCCUGCUGACAGGGAACCCAGCCGUCAUGAGGGCGUUUGCACGCGUUCUUGCGGCGACGUUGGGGUGGCACCCGCUCCGCAGGACCAUGGUCACCUCCAACCAAUCCGUUCCCGCUCAGCUUGGUAUACAGUAUGCAGACGCACUGCUGCAGGUGUACCGGAGCUGUUCCGAGGAUGGGACACAGGAUCUUCAACAUCGUGACGCGCCUGUCGGAAGAGGAGGUCCGGAACAAACAGAAGGCUCUGGCCCAGGAGUCAUGUUCCAUGGGCGCCUCUCGGCCAAGCUGGUCUUGCCCAGAGGUCCAUCCUUUACAGCGGGCACCAGCGCCCCCGAAUUCGUGCCAGGACGUGUGAUCGGUCCCGUGAUGGUGGCUGACUGUGAGCUCGAUGGGACGAUUUUUGUUCACACUGACGUUGUUUCCGUAAUUUGUGGCCAGCAGCGACAAAUGUAG
Symbiodinium sp. CCMP2592 is the source of this 1434-nucleotide messenger RNA. The record is from the annotation of a GenBank genome assembly. NCBI's taxonomy places the organism in Eukaryota, Dinophyceae, Suessiales, Symbiodiniaceae.